Molecule: messenger RNA, 724 nt
Organism: Myzus persicae (green peach aphid)
Lineage: Eukaryota; Metazoa; Arthropoda; Insecta; Hemiptera; Aphididae
Exons: 2
Source: RefSeq, a predicted model, not a curated record
AUGUCUACUUCUAAAAAUGCUACAUAUAUAAGUUAUACAAUACAAAACAACUUAAUUCAGUGCAUUGGAAAAGAAAUAACUACUUUUAUAACAAAUGAAAUUAAAGAAGCAAAAUAUUACAGCAUCAUUUUUGAUGAAACGACUGAUGUUUCAGUAAUUUCCCAAAUGAAUUUUAGUGUGCGUUACUUAAAAUCUGGAAAAGUUUUUGAACGUUUUAUUUCUUUUGUUAACUGUCAUAAAAAUAUAUAUGGAGAUGAACAUGAAGAUGAUGAAGACCAGGACUUAGAAAAUAUAUCAAAACAACAAAUUGAACCUAAAUUAAGUGGAGAAUUACUAGGAACAACAGUUCUCAAUAUUUUACAUGAUUUAAAGUUAGACGUCAAUAAUUGUAUUGGUAUUUCAACUGAUGGAUGUACAACAAUGACUUCAACUAUAAAAGGAGCCGUUCAACAUGUUCAAAAAUCAGCUAAAAAUUCAGUAUACAGUCCUUGCCAUAAUCAUGCACUAAACUUAUCUAUUUCAAAAUCAUCAACAGUACAAGCCAUUAGAAAUAGUAAUAAUGUUGUAAGUUUAUGUGAAACACGCUGGGUAGAGCGGCAUGAUAGUGUUAUGCAAUUUAAAAAUUCACUACCAAAAAUUAUUGAUGCUUUAACAGAGAUAACUAACUGGGAAGAUCUGUCAUCAUCUUCUAAAGCAAAAACACUUUUAUGCUCGAUAAGUAACU